Messenger RNA from Bombus pyrosoma, 1226 nucleotides. RefSeq names its product probable enoyl-CoA hydratase. NCBI's taxonomy places the organism in Eukaryota, Metazoa, Arthropoda, Insecta, Hymenoptera, Apidae. The transcript is spliced from 4 exons. Bases 141 to 1082 code for a protein of 313 amino acids. The record is from RefSeq and is a predicted model, not a curated record.
AAAUGCGCACUGUCGUAUUUUCAUGUGUUUAUGUUCAAUGAAAAGGAUUUGAAGAAAGUCAAAAAAGUUUGUCGUUGUCAUACUAUCAAAAUAAGACAUCAUAGUACUUAUAGAAUUUUAAGUCUAAUUCAAAAUUACAAAUGCAUUUUUUAAAAAGAUUAUCAGGAAUAAUCAACCUACAUUACAAACGCUAUCCAAUAAGAUGUUUAACCUCCAAAUCGUGCGUAAAUGUAAAAGAUGAAGUAGAGCAAAAGGAAAAAAAUAUUUUGGUAGAUCGUUUUGAAGAAAUUUGUAUAAUUGGUAUAAAUCGACCAGAAAGGAAGAAUGCUUUAAAUGUUGCUGCCGCACAAGAACUAUCGGAUGAAUUAGAUAAAUUUGAAAAUGAUGAAAAGUUUUUAGUUGGUAUUCUUCAUGGUAUAGGAGGGAAUUUCUGUAGUGGUUAUGAUCUUAAGGAAAUUGCACAAUAUGAUGGAAAAAAUGAGGAAGUUUUACCUCACUUUGGGCCAUUGGCUAAUAGAAUUGAGUUAUGUAAAAAACCCUUAAUUGCUGCUAUAAGUGGAUAUGCUUUAGGAAUAGGCUUUGAACUUGCCUUAAUGUGUGAUCUCAGAGUAAUGGAAGAAGGUGCAGUAUUAGGAUUUACAAAUAGACGGUUUGGCAUACCUAUAUUAUGUGGUGGUACUGUCCGAUUACCUGCUUUAAUUGGUUAUUCAAAAGCAAUAGAACUGAUAUUAACUGGUCGUUACAUCGAAGCAAAAGAAGCACAUUCAUGUGGUUUGAUUAAUCGUUAUACAACUACUGGCAAUGUGUUAGGUUCUACACUAAAUUUGGCAAAAUCAUUUGUGAAGUUCCCGCAAAGAACAUUGCUUGCAGAUCGUGCUUCUGCACAGUUUGCCACAUUUUCUGCUAAACAAUUAGAAGAAGCUAUACAAUUUGAGAAAGAUAAUGCAUCUCAUUUACUAUUUGAAGAAGGAGUUGCAGGAGCAAAAAGGUUUGUUACAGAAGGAUUAGGAAAACAUGGAAAAUUUUACAAUAUUACAAAAAUAGAAACUAAGUUUGAGGAAUUUGAUAAAGAUCUUUUAUAAAGAUCAUAUAAAAGUACUUGUUCCUAAAGACUGCUAUAUAUAUAGGAACAAAUGAUACAAAAUCUCAUAUAACUGUUAUGUAAUAUAUAUUUAAAAUGUAUCUAAAUUUUCUACUAUAAUUAAAUUCCUUUAUUAUGAAUACAA